GCUUGCCACUACAAGUUCCAGGUCAACGCGUUCACAUGCCGGUUCACGCCGCGCUUGUGGAGCAACAGCAUCGUUCGGUACUUGGCCAUCCAAAUCGGGGAUGACAUCAUCUACGUGAACGACACCAACGUGGGGGGCAGCGGCAUCAACCUGGUGGAGCCAUCGGACUUCAGCUUCCCCUCCAGUGGGAUCACCAUUCAGAGCCCGGACCGUUGCUUCCGACUGGCCGUGAAUCAGAAGCCCCUGGACGGAGGCGCUCGCUGGUACCACAACGUGAAACUUCGCGUGAUCAGCGACGCAGUGGAGCAGGACGGCAUCUGUGGCUCCACAGACUUGCUUGGUCAGCUUGUGGACGCUAGCGGCGGCGGCAAUGCUGACACGAUUUUCACGGAUGAGCAGCUGGAUGAGAUGUGCAAUGCGUGCAGGGAACCUGGUGCACCGCCCCCUCUCGGUUGUCCUGGUGGCCCCACCAACAGUCCUGGCUGCGAUUUCCUUAGGGAAUCCACCAACCUGAACAGUUUCGAGUGCACCCCGGACCUGCUUCCACAAACUGCGGAUGGUCCAGACCCAAGCAACCUGACCCUCUACAAUGAGCUCACGAACGAUGGAGACUACUGCGUCGCAUAUGUGAAGGUGAAGGGCCCGGGCUCCAGUCCAAACUGCGACGUCUACUGCAAGGACAUUGGCUCGACGUGUGUGGGCGUGUGGGACCAGCUUAGCGACACGACCUGCAACCUGGAUCCUGUGAAUGUGACAGAAUUGAGGCGGGCCAGUUGCACAAACAGGGCGAAGCUCAUGGACAUGAUCUGCAUUUGCGACAAGCCUCCUGCGGACAACCCACUCCCUGGGCCGGGGCCGGAAAGGGUUUGCGGAGAUGAUCAAAGCCUUGUCGAUGCCAAGGAGCUUUGCCGAAUUUGCCUUCCCAAUGCAGAGCUGCUGGACAACCCGGUCUCCGAGGAAGAUGCGCGCUUUCGGUCCUGCAUCAUCGAUGUUUGCUCACUUCCAGCCUCAGCAUCCGAAGAUGACAAGAAGGCCAUGGUCGAAAACAUGUGCGAGAACGAUCCGGAGCUUCCACCCGACGGAGACCAGGUCUGCUCCGCAGGAGGGUUCUGUGAUGCCAUUUGCGGUGGCAGUCUCCUGUUCCCGUCCCUGGACGUCAGCGCCUGCAGGAGCGCCUGCGAGCCGAUUUUCGAGUUGAAGGUGAGCCCCGGGCUGCGGGGCUUCUGUGAUUACAAGGACACCUGCACGGGCGCUGACUGCAGUGAUCCAAGCUACUACUGCCCACUACUGUGCCAGAGCCUGGAUUGUGCUCAGACUCAGGAUGGAUGCACUGCUUGCGAGCAGACCUGCAGCGACCGCUUUGAUGAUGUGGACGACAUCAUCGAGGAGUAUUGCGAUGAUUGCUACACUCCGCCCGAGCCCCCUACCGACGUUUGCGAGCGAUCUGGGUUCUGCGCAGAGUACUGCAAGAGUGCCGACGCCCUGAAGCUCGAUCCUGCUCAAUGUGACGUCGUCUGCAACAGUGAGGAUGGCUUCAGCAAAAUCAUCGGCGCAGUUGAGACAAAGGUCUGCGGGCAGUUUAUCAAUAAUAGAGCACUUCAAAUCUGCAAGUCUCGCGAUGGGUUCUGCUGGAUUCCGGGCAAGAGAUCGAAAUGCUUCAAUUCUUGCGCAGCUUCCUUGGUGGACCCCAACGGUCUGGGUGGCCUUUUCGAUCGGUACUGCGAAACCUGCCCC
Symbiodinium pilosum is the source of this 1734-nucleotide messenger RNA. NCBI's taxonomy places the organism in Eukaryota, Dinophyceae, Suessiales, Symbiodiniaceae. The record is from the annotation of a GenBank genome assembly.